CAGCCACCCCCCAAGAAAAAGCUUCCUUAGCCGUCGAUCGAUCCCCCAAUCCCUACCUCCUUAACCCUCGAUCGAUCCCCCAAUCUCCUCCUGCUAUUCCUAGUCCCUUUCACCUCCUCUUCCCCCAAUUCAAUUUCGAAAACCCUAGCUCGAGAUUCGCUGUAAAAGGAGGAAUUGAUCGGUGUGCGAGAUCCGCUUUUCGAUAGAUCUCGGCGAUCGUGUAAAGUUUGAGUUUUUAUCGCUUUUCCCGACCUCCUGAUGCCAGAUUCCGUGCCCUAGGUUCCCGCCGACGCCGCCCUUCGCCGCCGCCUCUGGGCGAGGGAGGUGCUCGCCUUUGUAUGGAAACGCGGAGCCGCAAGCGGGCGGAGGCCUCCUCUUCUCAAGCCCCCACCACCCGCUCCUCCAAGCGCUCCCGCACCACCGCCGCCGCCCCUGCCGCCGCCGCCGCCUCUGCCCCCACCGCUGCCGCCGCUCCUCCGACGACGCGCUCCCGCCGCUCUCAGAACAACCCUCUGCCAGCUACUCCUAACCCUCCUCCCGCCACCUCCGCCGCAACAGCCCCGAUGGACCCUUCCUCUGGCGACUCCUCCGCGGGCCGCCGCCGCAGCUCGGGACGGAACCACUCGGACAAGGGCAAGGAGCAGGAGCCGCCGGAGGCGUCCCGGUCUCGCGAACGGGAGCGAGAAGCCGAGCGGCUUGUCGGUCUCAGCUUCUCAGCCGCUGCGGGAGAUGACGACAAUGACGGUGAUGGCGGCGUCAGCAUCCUUCACCAGAAUUUCACCUCCGCUAGCACGGCUUUACAGGGCCUGCUCCGCAAGCUUGGUGCGGGUCUCGACGAUCUCCUGCCGUCGGGGUCUGUAUCGGUGGCCUCUUCCUCGUCACAGCAGAGCGGGAGGCUGAAGAAGAUCUUGUCAGGGCUGAGGGCCGACGGAGAGGAGGGACGCCAAGUGGAGGCGCUUACUCAGCUCUGCGAGAUGCUGUCCAUUGGAACCGAGGAGUCCCUAGGAUCAUUCUCAGUUGACUCGUUUGUUCCUGUUCUCGUUGGAUUGCUUAAUCACGAGAGCAAUCCUGAUAUCAUGCUGCUUGCUGCGCGAGCCCUCACCCAUCUGUGCGAUGUCCUCCCAUCAUCGUGCUCUGCUGUGGUGCACUAUGGGGCUGUGCCGUGCUUCUGUGCCCGGCUGCUUACCAUCGAGUACAUGGACCUUGCAGAACAGUCUCUGCAAGCUCUUAAGAAGAUAUCGCAAGAAAACCCCACUGCUUGUUUGCGUGCUGGUGCUCUAAUGGCAGUGCUGUCUUAUCUCGAUUUCUUUUCCACAGGUGUUCAGAGAGUAGCAUUAUCCACUGCGGCAAAUAUGUGUAAGAAGUUGCCUUCUGAUGCGGCGGACUUUGUGAUGGAAGCAGUUCCAUUGUUAACAAACCUCCUAAACUAUCAUGAUUCAAAGGUGCUGGAACAUGCUUCUGUUUGCUUGACACGUAUUGCAGAAGCUUUAGCUUCAUCUCCCGAAAAAUUAGAUGAGUUAUGCAAUCACGGGUUGGUUGCACAAGCUGCAGCACUAAUAUCUGUUAGUAAUUCGGGAGGACAGGCUUCUUUGAGUACUUCGACAUACACGGGUUUAAUCCGGCUCCUUUCGACAUGUGCAAGUGGAUCUCCUCUUGUGGCUAAAACUCUUCUUCUUCUUGGAAUCAGCAGCACUUUAAAAGAUAUACUAUCAGGUUCCGGUAUUGUAGCUGGUGCUUCUGUAUCGCCUGCUCUAACAAGGCCAUCAGAGCAGAUAUAUGAGAUCGUCAAUCUUGCGGAUGAGCUUCUUCCUUCGUUGCCUCAAGGAACCAUCUCUCUUCCAAUCUGCUAUAAUGUUCUUGUCAAAGGCUCAUCUGUGAAGAAAUCACCAGCUGUUAAUUCAGGCAAGCAAGAUGAGAACAGUUCAAUGGAGAAUGAAACUUCAGCUCGUGAGAAGUUAUUGCAUGAUCAACCAGAACUUCUUCAGCAGUUUGGAAUGGACCUACUUCCGAUCUUGAUACAGGUUUAUGGGUCCAGUAUAAAUGGUCCUGUUCGUCACAAGUGUCUCUCCGUUAUUGGCAAAUUAAUGUACUUCAGCUCAGCUGAUAUGAUUCAGUCUUUACUUGGUGCAACCAACAUAUCCAGCUUCUUAGCAGGGAUUUUGGCCUGGAAAGAUCCGCAAGUACUGAUCCCUGCUCUCCAAAUAGCAGAGAUUCUCAUGGAAAAGCUUCCUGGAACAUUUUCUAAGAUGUUUGUGAGGGAAGGAGUUGUUCAUGCUGUGGAUACACUCAUAUCCUUAGAUUCAUCUUCUGUUGCUGCUCCUCAAGCAACAACGGUGGAAAAGGACAAUAAUGAUCCUACACCUGGAACCUCUUCACGCUCCCGUCGUUACAGACGCCGCAAUGCUGGUUUGAAUGCAGAGAACAGCUUGUUGGACGAGCCAAAAGGUGCUUUAUUGGGAAGCACUGCUUCACCUUCGGCUUCUGUAGAAGUCCCAACAGCAAACUCUAGUCUUCGUGCUGCAGUCAGUGCAUGUGCAAAAUCUUUUAAAGAAAAAUACUUUCCAGCUGAUCCUGAUUUGAGUGAAGUUGGAGUUACUGAUGACCUCCUAUGCUUAAAAUCUCUUAGUAUAAAACUAAAUACUUGUGUUGAGAGUGCAAUAAAAACAAAGGGCAAGGGUAAAUCAAAAGCUUUUGGAGCUACUUCCUUUGACAUUUCAUCUUCAACUGAGGAACAAUUAAAUGAAGUAAUAACUGAAAUGUUGGGUGAGCUUCGCAAAGGGGAUGGAGUCUCCACAUUUGAGUUUAUUGGCAGCGGUGUUGUUUCAUCGUUACUGAAUUACUUAACAUGCGGUACAUAUGGGAAGGAGAAAAUUACAGAAGCAAACUUGCCUAAGCUUCGCCAACAAGCACUUAGGAGAUAUAAGUCAUUCAGUGCAAUCACUCUUCCUUAUGAGAUUAAAGAAGGCAGUGAAACUCCAAUGGCAGUAUUGGUUCAGAAACUGCAAAAUGCAUUAUCUUCUUUGGAGCGUUUCCCAGUUGUGCUUAGCCAUUCGGGGAGGUCGUCUAGCCUUGGUGGGGCCCGUUUGUCAUCAGGAUUAGGCGCUUUAUCCCAGCCUUUUAAAUUAAGGCUAUGUAGAGCUCAAGGUGAAAAAUCUCUUCGGGAUUAUUCAUCGAAUAUUGUACUCAUCGAUCCCUUGGCGAGUUUAGCAGCUGUUGAGGAGUUCCUUUGGCCGAGAGUUCAGAGAACUGAUCCUGGGCAGAAGCCAUCAGCAGCUUCUGGAAAUGCAGAGUCUGGAGCUUCUGCCGCUGGCACAGGUGCUUCAUCAGCAUCCACAUCAGUUCCGUCAGGCCGGCGCCCCUCAACAAGAUCUAGGUCAUCAGCAGCGACUGGUGGUGGAGCUAAGAAGGAUGGCCAGGAGGGGAGUGCGAGUUCUUCUAAAGGGAAGGGUAAAGCCGUUCUGAAAUCUGCUUCGGAAGAAGCUAAAGGACCCCAAACAAGAAAUGCUACUCGGAGAAGGGCUGCCUCAGAUAAAGAUGAAGAAAUGAAGCCUGCUCAUGGGGACUCUAGCUCUGAGGAUGAGGAGCUUGAUAUAUCUCCUGUUGAGAUUGAUGAUGCUCUGAUGAUUGAUGAGGAUGAUAUCUCAGAGGAUGAAGAUGACGAUCAUGAGGAGGUUCUAAGAGAUGGCUCACUUCCUAUCUGUGUACCCGAGAAGGUACACGACGUCAAAUUAGGGGACACAGCUGAAGAUGCCAAUAUAUCUUCUUCUGCUAGCGAUAGCCAAACACAACCUACAUCAGGUUCUAAUAAUAGAAAUGCACCAGCUGGUGCUGAGUCUGCGGAGCUCCGUAGUGGAAGUGCUUUUGGUUCGAGGGGGGCGAUGUCUUUUGCAGCUGCUGCCAUGGCUGGGCUGGCCUCUGUGAGUGGUCGUGGUAUCCGAGCCAGUCGAGACCGUCGCGGUCAGCCACUUGGAAGCAGUUCAAGCGAUCACUAUAACAAGUUGAUAUUCACAGCUGGCGGGAAACAGCUCAGCAAGCAUCUGACGAUAUAUCAGGCGAUCCAACGCCAGCUGGUGCUGGAUGAAGACGACGAUGAAAGAUUCAAUGGGUCCGACAUGCCUAAUGAUGGCAAUAGGUUCUGGAAUGACAUAUUCACGAUAACUUAUCAGAAAGCCGAUAGUCAGGUUGAUAGGGCAUCUUCUCAGGGAGGUUCAACUUCCUCAGCAUCGAAGUCUUCCAGAUCUACUUCUGCUUGCAAAGAAGCUCGUUGUCAGCAGAUGUCACUUCUUGACAGCAUUUUGCAAGGAGAGCUCCCUUGCGACCUAGAAAAAUCAAAUCCUACCUACAACAUUUUGGCUUUAUUACGCGUAUUGGAGAGUUUGAAUCAACUAGCUCCUCGUUUGAGAGUACAAGCAAUAUCUGAUGAUUUUGCUGAGGGAAAGAUUUCUACUCUUGAGGAACUCUAUAGAACUGGAACUAGGGUACCUUCUGAAGAGUUUGUCAAUAGCAAGUUAACCCCCAAACUGGCUAGGCAAAUUCAGGACGUUCUUGCUUUAUGUAGUGGUAGUCUCCCUUCGUGGUGUUAUCAGAUGACAAAAGCUUGCCCCUUCCUGUUUCCUUUCGAGACAAGGAGGCAGUUCUUUUAUUCCACAGCUUUCGGGCUAUCUCGUGCGCUGCACCGCCUCCAGCAACAAAAUGCUGAUAAUCAUAACUCAGCAAGCGAGAGAGAGGUUCGGGUGGGCCGCUUGCAACGGCAAAAAGUGCGUGUUUCGAGAACCCGUGUAUUGGAUUCUGCUGCAAAAGUUAUGGAGAUGUUUUCAAGUCAGAAAGCUGUUCUGGAAGUGGAGUAUUUUGGGGAAGUCGGCACAGGAUUGGGCCCUACUUUGGAGUUUUAUACUCUUUUGAGCCAUGACUUGCAAAAGAUUGGAUUAGGGUUGUGGAGAUCAGAUAUAAUGGAUAAUUCUGCAAUGGAAGUUGAUGGAAAUGAAGUAAAUGAAGGGAAUAAUGAUGGGCGUUCCGAAGGAAAGAAAACUGAAUCUGAUUCGCCUAUUGGGAGAAGAGACUUAAUCCAAGCUCCUCUUGGCUUGUUCCCUCGUCCCUGGCCACCAAACUCAGAUGCAUCAAGUGGUAGCCUCUUUUCUAAAGCUGUAGAACAUUUCCGCCUUAUUGGUCGAGUUAUGGCUAAAGCUCUUCAAGAUGGAAGGCUUCUUGACCUGCCCCUGUCAACAGCUUUUUACAAGCUCAUUUUGGGUCAAGAACUUGAUUUGUAUGAUAUAUUUUCAUUUGAUGCUGAGCUGGGAAAGACAUUGCAAGAAUUGCUAGUUCUUGUCCACCGUAAACAGUUUUUGGAGUCCAGCGCCGGUGAUAAUCAGCAGGCACUUGCUGAUUUAUGCUUCCGUGGUGCUCCUAUUGAAGAUCUGUGCCUAGAUUUCACACUUCCUGGUUAUCCUGAGUAUAUUCUUAAAGAAGACAAAGAAAGCACAAUUGUUAACAUCAACAAUUUGGAAGAGUAUAUCUCAUUGGUAGUUGAUGCUACUGUCAAAACGGGAAUCAUGCAGCAGAUGGAAGCAUUUAGGCAAGGCUUUAACCAGGUCUUCGACCUCUCAUCUUUGCAAAUAUUCUCUCCGCAUGAGCUCGACUACCUAAUCUGUGGCAGAAGAGAGCUAUGGGAGGCGGAGACACUGGUUGAUCACAUAAAAUUCGAUCAUGGAUACACUGCCAAGAGCCCUGCCAUUGUCAAUUUGCUUGAGAUUAUGGGUGAGUUUACCCCAGAGCAGCAGCAUGCAUUUUGUCAAUUUGUGACCGGUGCUCCUCGGCUUCCACCUGGUGGUCUCGCUGCUCUUAAUCCCAAGCUGACCAUAGUGCGGAAGCAUUCUUCCAAUGUCACGAAUACGGCAUCUAACGGCACGGGGUUGUCUGAAUCGGUUGAUGAUGAUUUGCCAAGUGUUAUGACUUGUGCCAACUACCUUAAACUGCCCCCCUACUCGACCAAGGAAAUUAUGUACAAGAAGCUACUUUAUGCUAUUAAUGAAGGCCAGGGCUCAUUUGAUCUCUCGUAAAGCUUUAAGACUAACGUAGAUAGAUAUUUUGUCCUGCAUCAGUGUUCUUCUCCUUGGCCUGUAUGCCUGGUAGCUUCAGCUUAAAGAGCUACCAAUGGCUUGGCCUCGGAAGCAUUUGAGAGGGAUUCAGGAGACCAUCUCUUCGCCAGUGUCUGUAAAUAAGAAAACUUUGUUUGGUUGUUCGAUAGGCUAUGAAAUUUAUUCAACAAAGCUAGAUAAAAGUUCCAAUGAAUUAUUUCGAAUGAAUAUCUUCUAAUGCAAAUUCAUGAUUUUGAAUAAUGAAAUGGAGGAUGCUGAUAUUAUUAGUAAACGAGGUAAUGUUUGUUUCAAUAAGGCCAAGUUAACUGCCUUUGCAGAAUGUUUUGAAGUACCAAGAAAAAACGAUCAUUGCCGUUUAAGUGCUA
Molecule: messenger RNA, 6460 nt
Organism: Ananas comosus (pineapple)
Lineage: Eukaryota; Viridiplantae; Streptophyta; Magnoliopsida; Poales; Bromeliaceae
Product: E3 ubiquitin-protein ligase UPL3
Exons: 18
Coding region: 339-6056 (1905 amino acids)
Biological process (GO): proteasome-mediated ubiquitin-dependent protein catabolic process; protein polyubiquitination
Molecular function (GO): protein binding; ubiquitin protein ligase activity
Source: RefSeq, a predicted model, not a curated record